Messenger RNA from Cladophialophora psammophila CBS 110553, 633 nucleotides. RefSeq lists its product as uncharacterized. Gene Ontology annotation, biological process: proteolysis. The transcript is spliced from 2 exons. The record is from RefSeq and is a predicted model, not a curated record. Gene Ontology annotation, molecular function: aspartic-type endopeptidase activity; protein binding. The coding region runs from base 1 to 633 and encodes 210 amino acids. Lineage: Eukaryota; Fungi; Ascomycota; Eurotiomycetes; Chaetothyriales; Herpotrichiellaceae.
AUGGCAAGGACUUUUCCUGCGCUCCGGAUAGCAUUAAUGGUCGGCAUUGGUGGUGGCAUCCCUGAUCUCUCUAAGGGCAUUGACAUUCGACUGGGGGAUAUUGUAGUGAGCAAACAAGACUUCAACCAUCUCGCAGCAAUCCUAGGACAUGAAAAGUUUCCACAAUUGAUGUCACAAUCGGCAGGCAACUCCGAAAUCAAUGAACCCGGUGACGAGGGUUGGGCAGCACUAGCGCGGGCAUGCGAGCAUGGUUACGAAAGAGUUGUGCGGCUACUACUCGAGAAAGGAGCGGACCCCAAUACUGAACACCCUAGAGUUAGUGAGGAUAUUGCGCUGAUGGUGCUCGAGAAGGCAGCGGACGCAGAUACUGAAGAUGUACUCACUAGGGCGGCUGUUGGACGCAAGGAGAAAGUUGUGCAAACACUGCUCGAGAAAGGAGCGAACCGAAAGCAUGAUGCACUGUGUGCAACAAUCAUGGCUGGGCAGGAAAAGAGGGCGCGAACACUGACCGAUUACGGCGCGGAUGUAAAUCUCCAGGGGCAAGAUGGAACUCCACUAGAAGGAGCAUCACGAAAGGGUUACGAAAAGGUAGUGGAGACACUUCUAGAUCAGGGGGCAGAUAUUAAUGUGUAG